AUGGACCACGGGAAGUCGCCGGCGUCGACCAACAGCUUUCAAGGUCCCGUCUAUAACUUUAUAGCAUCUUCCCGAAGCGUCAAACGUCCUCGCCCGGUCAAAAGUUGCCUGGAAUGUCGGAAGAGAAAGCUCAAAUGCGAUCGAGCUUCGCCAUGCUCCCAGUGUCAAAAGACACAGCGGGAAUGCCGCUAUGCGGCCGAAGGCGAGGCGGUGAGUCUCAGCGAUGGAUCAGAUGCAGAGGGAUCCGAAAGGACUACUAAACGAAACCGCCCCGCGCCAACUCCAGGAUCUGGACCGCGCGAUAACGACUACGUUUCUAUGCUAGAGGAUCAUGCGGCUAGGCUUGAACGGCUGGAAAGACAAUUACUAUCAAGAGCUUCAUCUAUCGCGGACUCUGGCGGCGCUCCCACCCAACGUCCCGCAGCGUCCUCACUAACGCUUCGCGGCCUAUCAGUGAAGGGAGGACUACGGACGCGAUUUUUUGGGCAAAACAGCACGCGCGUUUUGGUCAAUCUUUUUGACGAAGCGAAAUCAUUUAUGAUCAACAGAAACAAAUACAGCGACAUCCGGGAAUUACUUCAGAACAUCCAAAGAAUUCACAAGGCUCUACAGGAUGAGCACCGCAAAGUUACUGCACCGAUCGCGGUAUUUGUGGACUCGAUGACGCCUAUUCAGAAGCGAAUGGCGGAUGUGUUGCCAAGUAGGCAGGUUUGCGACACGCUCCUCAAUAUCUUCCUAACUGGAACCGAGACGCUCUAUCGCAUCCUCCAUAUUCCUACGUUUAUGAGGCAGUAUACCGAAUUUUGGGCGGGUAAUCCUCAACCCGAUUCAUUUCUACCACAACUCUUACCAAUUUUGUGUGUUGGAUACCGACUUGUCGGAGCCGGCAAGGGACAUGGACACGACCGAGAGGGAAUCCAUAUUCCGACCGCCACUUGUCUCGUAAGGACUUGGCUCGAUGGCCUUCGGGGAAAGCAGCUGGUCGAAUUUAGUACACUUCAGGCCGAACUCCUACAUCUUAUGGCACAAAGGAUGAUCAAUCCGCAAAAUCAAGAAACAUGGACUCAACUCGGGUUGAUUGUACGAAUGGCCAUGACUAUGGGCUUACACCGGGAUCCUUCUGAGUAUGCGCAGAAAAUAUCGCCUUUCUGGGCCGAACAAAGAAGAAGAAUAUGGUAUACUAUACUCGAAUUCGACGUACACAUGUCUAUGCAGUGCAACCUUCCGUGUUGUAUUCGAGAAGAUGAUUUUACUUGCAGGCCACCUAGAAAUAUUAACGAUGACGAGAUUUAUCCCGAAAUGGUAGAGCUUCCCCCAUCAAAGCCCAUCGACCAACAUACUAGUACGCGUAUCCAGGUGUUUGUCGCUAGCACAUUGCCUAUGCGCUUCAAGGUUGUGGAUGUGAUCAAUCGUACAGACAGUCUUCAGGAUUACCAGCAAGUUUUGGAACUCGGUAACGAACUCGAACGGGUUUUCGAUGACUUGAGAUACAUCGCGACGCCAGUACAAUCAAACGAUCCGAAAGAAACACAACGACGAUGGAUAAGACGAACCGCUAUGGACAUGCACUGUCGCCGACCUCUUUUAGAAUUAUACCGACCAUUCGCCUUGAGCAGCGCAGACGUUCCGCAGCAAAUCGUCACAGGGUACUUGAGAUCGUCAAUGAUGCUACUUUCCUACUUGGACGAAGUAGACCCAUCUGCGUCCAAUUACCACGAACUCUGGCACAUACACCAACUAAUAUUCAAACAAGAGAUACUUCAGGCUGCUUUCAGCAUCUGUUAUUACAUAAAACAAGCUACCAAUAGCUCUGCUUCACCAGCACCGUCGAAUUUGGAGUCGACCGGCAGAUCAGAGUCUACAGAAGACUCGUACACACUAGCGUCGGAAAGCUCGUCUUUGCUAUCCCUGCCACGGCUGAAGAAUGCUGUUCAAAAAGUGAUAGAUAACCAGUGCAAAAGAAUACGGGAGAUCGGCACGGAUUUGAGAGAUGUGGUGGCGCUGACAGUCGUAUUUCAUACCUGCCAGGGUGGGACACCUGAGCAGCAGCGGGAAGCCAUAAGAAAUGGUCUGCAGGCUAUAUUAGAUGCAGGUUUGCAAGCAGUCCAUGCAAACCAAGUAAAUAUUCCCUCAAUACCGGUGAGGAAACCUAACCUCCUACCCCCUAGUAUUUUACUCACCAUUCGCCAAUAG
Molecule: messenger RNA, 2193 nt
Organism: Hypoxylon trugodes
Lineage: Eukaryota; Fungi; Ascomycota; Sordariomycetes; Xylariales; Hypoxylaceae
Product: fungal-specific transcription factor domain-containing protein
Exons: 2
Coding region: 1-2193 (730 amino acids)
Biological process (GO): regulation of transcription by RNA polymerase II; DNA-templated transcription
Cellular component (GO): nucleus
Molecular function (GO): zinc ion binding; DNA-binding transcription activator activity, RNA polymerase II-specific; RNA polymerase II cis-regulatory region sequence-specific DNA binding
Source: RefSeq, a predicted model, not a curated record